This is a messenger RNA of Brienomyrus brachyistius, 2857 nucleotides long. It is a transcript of the gene nr2c1, whose product is annotated as nuclear receptor subfamily 2, group C, member 1. NCBI's taxonomy places the organism in Eukaryota, Metazoa, Chordata, Actinopteri, Osteoglossiformes, Mormyridae. The transcript has 14 exons. The record is from RefSeq and is a predicted model, not a curated record. Gene Ontology annotation, biological process: cell differentiation; negative regulation of transcription by RNA polymerase II; anatomical structure development. Gene Ontology annotation, molecular function: zinc ion binding; RNA polymerase II cis-regulatory region sequence-specific DNA binding; nuclear receptor activity. Bases 327 to 2162 code for a protein of 611 amino acids.
GUAACAUCACAUACUCAAACGUUUUUCCGCAAGCACUUCGGUAGCUACACACAUGAAGAAAAAUCAGCCGAGGAAAUUAAAAACGCACUGGACCGACGUAGGAGGUGCCCCCCGCCGAAUCACUGCGCAUGCGCGGCACGACGAGCUUUGCGGAAAGGGGUCACGAACUCUGACCCUCCCCGGAGCAGCUGCGAACAGCAGAAACACAACUUUAAAUUUUAAAAAUAAUAAAAUCAAACACUGUCGGAGGCUGAAAAUAGCGCGUACGGGUCUGUGUACUCCAUGGGUUUUAGAGCUCAGGUUCAUUAGUAGGACACCGCAUCAGAAUGGAAGGACAAACCCCGAGGAUACAGCUGGUCUCGGCCGACGGGGGCGUGGCACUUGGGCAUCGCAUACAGAUCGUGACUGAUCAGCAGUCGGGGCAGAAGAUCCAGAUCGUCACAGCGUAUGAUCAGGCGCCGGCUGGCAAGCAACAGUUCAUCCUGGCCAAUGCGGACUAUUCCACAGCGGGCAAAGUUAUCCUGACCAAGCAAGAGCAGACCCCCAGCAAGGUCAUCCUGGCCACACCAGACAGCACGGCUGUCAACCAGCUGCUGUUUGCCUCCCCUGAGCUGGCAGGACAACAGAUCCAGUUUGUCACGGACGGUAGCCUGGACCAGUCAGCAGCCAAACCCGUGGUGGAGUACUGUGUGGUGUGUGGAGACAAGGCCUCAGGGCGUCACUACGGCGCGGUGAGCUGUGAGGGCUGCAAAGGCUUCUUUAAGCGCAGCAUCAGGAAGAACCUGGUGUACACGUGCCGGGGCUCCGGGGAAUGCGUCAUCAACAAGCACCACCGCAACCGCUGCCAAUACUGCCGCCUGCAGCGCUGCAUGGCCUUUGGGAUGAAGCAGGACUCUGUGCAGUGCGAGCGGAAGCCUGUGGAGGUGUCCCGGGAGAAGUCCGUCAACUGUGCGGCCUCUACGGAGAAAAUCUACAUCCGCAAGAACCUCUGCAGCCCCCUGGCGGCCACGCCCACCUUCGUGACGGAGAAGGAGACGGCCAGGUCUACGAGUCUGCUGGAGUCGGGCAUGUUGUUGAACAUCCAGCAGCCUUUCUCCAAGCUGGAGAAUGCCAUCAUGGUUCCAGUGUCCCCAGAAAAGGGUGACCCCUGUCAGGGUGACCUGAGCACUCUGGCCAAUGUGGUGACAUCGCUCGCCCACUUGAACAAGGCGAGGGAGAUGACGGACUGCAGCGUCGACCUGUCGGGGAUGGAGACGCUGAGUAACGGCGACGGGUCCAUAGCAGAGAUUCCGUCGGAGGAGCAGAAUACGAGCGACAUCACGCGAGCGUUCGACACACUAGCCAAGGCACUAAACCCUGCCGAAAGCGCCUCUGGAGAGGCCAUGGAGGCCAGCAUGCGCCUGGUGUCAGGUGACCAGUCGGGCGGCAUCGUGGAACUCGAGGGGCCUCUGCUCUGCGAAAGCCACGUGCCCUUUAAGUUGAUGAUGCCGUUGCCCAUGCCAGAGUAUCUCAACGUGAACUACAUCUGCGAGUCGGCCUCUCGUCUGCUCUUCCUCUCUAUGCACUGGGCUCGCUCCAUUCCUGCCUUCCAGGCCCUGGGGCAAGAGAGCAACAUCAGCCUGAUGAAGGCGUGCUGGAACGAGCUCUUUGCCCUCGGCAUGGCACAGUGCUCCCAUGUGAUGAACGUGGCCACCAUCCUGGCCGCUAUCAUCAACCACUUACAGAGCAGCCUGCAGGAAGAAAAGCUCUCUGCAGAACGAGUGAAGCUAGUGAUGGAGCACAUCUGGCGGAUGCAGGAGUUCUGCAACAGCAUGUCCAAGCUGUCGCUCGACGCGUACGAGUAUGCCUACCUCAAAGCCAUCGUCCUCUUCAGCCCUGAUCAUCCUGGCAUUGACAACACCCUGCAGAUCCAGAGGUUCCAGGAGAAGGCCUACAUGGAGCUGCAGGAUUACGUUGCCCAGAUGUAUCCCGAGGACACCUACCGCCUGUCUAAGCUUCUGCUCCGACUCCCCGCGUUGCGACUGAUGAGCGGUGCCAUCACUGAGGAGCUAUUCUUUGCCGGCCUCAUCGGCAACGUGCAGAUCGACAGCAUCAUUCCCUACAUCCUCAAGAUGGAGUCCACCGACUACAAUAGCCAGGGGGUCACUGCCGUCAUCCAGUAACCACGGAUCUGAUGUACCGCUGGGGUGCCUCGGCGGGGGGGGGGGGGGAGCACUGGAAACGCAUCUCCACUUCGCGAUGUGUACAAGCAGCGCAGUGAGCCGUAGCUUGUAUGAAAUUGGCACCACCCUGUUGUCUCUUGGGGGGGAGACUGACCUCCGCUUGAAGAGCGAGUUCGCUUUUGUAAAGGUCGCAGGUAGGGACAUGGACUCAGGCACCGAAGGCUACCAGCUCAGGUGCAAGGAGGAGGAGGUCCCAGAGGUGGCGCCCUUGAGCAAGAUACGUCACUCCAGUAAAAAGAUCCUGAUCUAUAAAUGGGUUAAAGAAAAAGUCACUAUGGGGGGGAAAAAACUGUCAGUUAAGCAACUAUAAAAUUGUGAUAGUCUUUCGUUAGUUCCCUGAAGCUUGCUUUUUUUGUCCAUCCUGUGUGACUGAAUCAUGGUUAUGUGAACAACAUUCAGUUUAUUUUUUGAGACAAUUUCCCAGCAUACUUCCCCUCUUCCGCUCUUUUCCAAGACUUUCUACUUUGUAUAGAAACAAUAGGGGUAGAAACUAUGACCUUAUUUCGAAUAAUUUAUCUUGUCUUUGGACAAUAAUGCUCAUGCUGCAACUCACUCUGCUUGUACAUGGACCUGAAGCCCUCUGUACUGUGUGUAUAUAUAAAUAUGUAUAUAAAAUAAACUAUGAAGGACCAUAA